AUGAGCGAAGACUAUCUGGAUGUUCCAGGUACUGUCAGGAUGUACGAGGGGCCGGCAGGGGAAGAAGUCGUGGGCGCUGAAGGUAUCAAACUCGUCCCUGCUCCAAGCAGGGAUCCCAACGACCCCCUGAAUUGGUCAAGAGGCCGAAAGUACCUGAUGCUCACCUGUGUAUGCAUAUACACCGUCUCCGCCACAAUCUUAUCAUCAGAUUUAUACUCUGUGUUCGAUCCCCUCUCUGCUUCAACCGGCCUUUCUUUGGACCAACUAAACGAAGGUACUGGAUACUUGUAUCUCUUCAUCGGCUUAUCUACCCUCAUCUCCCAGCCCUGCUCCUUGGCGUUUGGCAAGAAGCCGGUCUAUCUCGUCUCUGCGUUUGGCGCAGCUGCGGUCAACAUCUGGACCGCCUUCGCCAAGGGCAACGGGCAGUGGAUUGCAAGUCGCCUUUUGUUGGGCUUCUUCAUCUCACCAUCCUUUACUCUGAUAGAGGUGUCGAUCGCGGAUGUCUUCUUUCUCCAUGAGCGAUCAUUCCCACUCGGGAUCUACCUUUGUCUGCUCUUCAUGGGAGUGAGUCUGGGACCACUUUUCUCGGGAUACAUCUACGAAGGCAUCGGAUGGAAAGCGAUCAUUUGGCUUUCCACAGGACUGAUGGUCAUUGUCGGUUUGCUACUCUUCUUGUUACUCGAAGAGACAUCCUUCCAACGCGACCACUCAACCCACAUCCACGCCGACUCAUCUGCAGCAACAAGUGACGGCAUCAAACCCGCCUUCUCUUCGGACCGUUUGUCGGGCACAUAUACGUCGAAAGAGGCGACUGCAAAAAAUGCCGACGUGACAGAAGAGACCGACAAGAAGGGUAUCUCAACGUCGACCACGUUUCAAGUAGACCCGACCCUGACAACGGCGACCCAUAUCGAGCCUUCUACAUGGCCUGGGCCCAAGUUCUGGAAGUUUGUCAAGCCUCACAGACACGCUCCGGGGAUCCUUCUGAGGGGCUUGACCCAACCCUUCUUGCUCAUGAGACUCCCCCUGAUCUGGUGGAGUGGAUUGAUGUAUGCGACCUAUCAGAUUUGUUUCAAUCUGAUCGCAGCUAUCUCAUCUGGUAUCCUUGCGGACGAGCCCUACAACUUCUCAACCAGUCAAGUCGGUCUCAGCUUCCUGUCCCCCCUGAUAUCUGCUAUCCCUGGGGCCGUUUUUGGCGGUUUGUUGGCCGACAAGUUUGUUCUACGCCAAGCGCGCAGCAACAGCGGCAUCGCAGAAGCAGAGCAUAAACUCAAGCUCUACAUCAUUCCCACAGUCCUCACGCCCAUCGGUCUCCUCAUGAUGGGCCUUGGUCCAUAUUAUGGUGCCCACUGGAUCGUCUACAUCCUCGGCUGCUUCAUUGUUAACCUGGUUGGCCCACUGGCCACGAUCUUGACAGUGGCAUACGCCUUUGAUUGUUUCCAUCCCAUCAGGCCUAGAGAUGAACACGGGGUGCAAGCCUGUGCGCAGGAUGCGGCUCCAUAUCUGCUGUCGAUAAUUAUACUGGCCAUGUGCUUCACCUUUGGCUUUAAUUAUGCCAUCACGCCGUGGUGCUUUGGGUGGGGUUUGCGGAAUUUUGCCAUCUCUUCAUCCAUAAUCAUCACCGUGAUUAACGCAUCGGUGUUCCUGGUUGUCAAAUGGGGAAAGAGAUUGAGAAGGUCGCAAGAGUCUUACUAUAGAUGGGUUAUCAACUUGUAA
This is a messenger RNA of Cryptococcus wingfieldii CBS 7118, 1716 nucleotides long. RefSeq lists its product as hypothetical. Lineage: Eukaryota; Fungi; Basidiomycota; Tremellomycetes; Tremellales; Cryptococcaceae. The transcript is spliced from 6 exons. Gene Ontology annotation, molecular function: transmembrane transporter activity. Gene Ontology annotation, biological process: transmembrane transport. The record is from RefSeq and is a predicted model, not a curated record. The coding region runs from base 1 to 1716 and encodes 571 amino acids.